GGAUUUUAAUAGUCUUUUAAGCAGGCAUGGCCUCCUCGAUGGACGACCCUGUGGAGAGGCUUCAGGAUGAAGUCUCUUGUUCCAUCUGCCUGGAGUAUCUGAGGGACCCAGUGACCAUCGACUGUGGCCACAACUUCUGCCAGGCUUGCAUCUCAGACUAUUGCGAGCGAGGAGCUGGUUCCAUAACCGGGGCAGCUCUCUGCCCCCAGUGCCGGGCGGGGUUUUUGCUAAGCAGCUCCCGCCCCAACAAGCAGCUGGCCAAUAUCGUGGAGGGCAUUGAGCGGCUGGCUCGGAGGCCCAGCCAAGGACUUGCUGAGGCCCUGUGUGAGAAGCAUGGCAAAAAGAUGAGGCUUUUCUGCCAGGACGAUGGGGAGUCCAUUUGCUUAGUGUGUGACAAAUCUCGGGAGCAUCAUAUGCACUCGGUGCUGCCCAUUGAGGAGGCUGCUCACGAUUACAAGAUGAAACUCCAGGAAGCUGUGGACACUCUCAGAAAAAUUCUGGCAGAAGCAAUGAAGCUGGAAGUCCAAGAGAAGGAGAAAACCAGCCAAUGGAAGGAUAAAGUCAAGAAACACAGAGUACUUAUCAUAUCAGGGUUUGAAAAACGCCGCCAGGCACUGGCAGAAGAGGAACAGCUACUUUUGAAGCAUCUUCAAGAGGAGGAGCUGGGAACACUAAAGAAGCUGGAGAGGAAUUCAGACUUCCUUCUUGAGCAGUGUGCUGGACUGCAAAACCUCAUCACAGAGAUGGAACAGAAAUACCAAAAACCUGCGAUCUCCUUGCUCAAGGAUAUUAAAAGGACCCUGACCAGGAGUGAAGGACUAUCCCUAAAAGAACCUCAGCCGAUUUUGAUGGAGUUGCAAGACUCCUAUGCUGUUCCUGGGCUGAUGGAGUCAUUGCAAAGAUACAACGCGUCGGUGACCUUUGAUCCGGAUACAGCCAAUCCUUACCUGCUCUUAUCCGAGGACCGCCUCAGCGCUCAAGUGGUGGACCGGAGGCAAGAUCUGCCGAAGAUCUCGUCUCGCUUUGAAACAUGCACUUGUUUAAUGGGCCGCGAGCAGUUCAGAUUUGGGAAACAUUACUGGGCGGUGUGCGUGGAAGGCAAGUACAGCUGGACCCUGGGAGUGUGCAAAGAAUCAGUCAGCCGCCAAGGUAUCUUCACCCCCUCACCGGCAAAAGGGUUCUGGACGGUGUGGCUGAGGAAUGGGGACGAGUAUGCAGCACUUACGUCUCCACUCACAGAACUAGUGCUGAGAUCAAAGCCAAAGCUGAUUGGUAUCUUCCUGGACUACGAUGCAGGAGAGGUUUCUUUCUAUAAUAGCGAUACCGGUUCCCACAUCUUUACCUUCUUGGAUUCCUUCUCUGAGAUCCUUCGGCCUUACUUCUAUCCUGGAAUCCGGGCUGGGGGCCUCAACGAUGCUCCCCUCAUUAUCCAGCCAGCCAAAGAUCAGUCAAGUCUUUCUCUUCUGGCCAUUGAGACCUUUUCACAUCUCUAGGGCUGGUUCCAAAUGACGCAUUGAAUCUGGAAUUGGGACAACCAGGUGAUGCUGUUCCUUACUUAUGCUAUUCUCACCUGGGUCCCUUUAACACAUUUUCACCUUCUGAGACAGAGGCCAUCCCUGCAUCAGAAAAAUGUUUCCAAAUGGAUCUUUGGAUAUGGAACAGGCAUGGCUUACUCCUGUAAUUUCACGAGGUGUUGCCAUUCUACAGUUAUUCUGUCAUAAAGCCCUUUAUCUCUGAAUGAGUCCCCUUCUUUUUUUUCUACCCAAAAGAGGGUCUGAAAAACAAUUAUUGGGGAUUGAGGAGGUGAUGGAGUAUGUACUAAGGCUGUAUGUUAGCAUUGGCCAUUAUUAUUACUGUUGAUGUUGGACUUUUGCAGAUAUUUAUUUUAGUUCAUAUUAUUAUUUUCACACCUUUUGUAAAUUGCUUGGAUACUUCUGUUGGAAGCGAUACAGAAGUACCACAAAUAA
This is a messenger RNA of Protobothrops mucrosquamatus (brown spotted pit viper), 1967 nucleotides long. Its product is annotated as E3 ubiquitin-protein ligase TRIM58. Gene Ontology annotation, molecular function: zinc ion binding; protein binding. The record is from RefSeq and is a predicted model, not a curated record. The coding region runs from base 27 to 1493 and encodes 488 amino acids. The transcript has 6 exons. NCBI's taxonomy places the organism in Eukaryota, Metazoa, Chordata, Lepidosauria, Squamata, Viperidae.